Molecule: messenger RNA, 1128 nt
Organism: Trypanosoma theileri
Lineage: Eukaryota; Euglenozoa; Kinetoplastea; Trypanosomatida; Trypanosomatidae
Product: putative nucleic acid binding protein
Exons: 1
Coding region: 1-1128 (375 amino acids)
Molecular function (GO): nucleic acid binding; zinc ion binding
Source: RefSeq, a predicted model, not a curated record
AUGGUGGCGACCAUUACGUUUAAACUACGAUCCAGUAAUCAUGUUGGAAUUAUAGAUGUUCCCCAGCGAGUGAUAUCGUGCCGGGAAAUCAAAGAGGCGAUUGCAGAGAAGUUGAGUGGAUCGCCGGAGGAAAUUGACAUUUUUGUAUCGGGGAGUUCAGACUAUCUCCAUCCAGAGGAGGAACUUCCCGCUUACACCGUUGUCGAAGUCGUGCGGCACAUCGCCUCUGGUAGACCACCACCCAAACGUGAACGAGAAACAACAACAACAACUACUACUACUACUACAGGAACUACAGGAGGAACAACAACAAGUGCUAGUAGUAGUAAUGCCGCAGGGCGUAUAUUGUCUAGACGAGGAAAGAAAGAGGAAGAAGAAGCCGCGCCGUUAACAGAGGAGGAACGUUUGGCCCAACUCAGUGAAGCCGUUGCGGUGGAAACAGGAAUUGAUGAGGUUGGUAGUUGGCGGAUGCGGCAAAUGCGUAAUCGCCCAAUGGGAGGACCGGGAGGAAAUCGUGAGGAUUCCUUUCGUCCCCCACCGCCUGGGUAUAUUUGCCACAACUGUGGAAAGAAGGGACAUCUUAUUCAACACUGUCCAGGGGCAAAAGGCCCAAGAGGAUUGAAGUUGUUAUCUCUCCCAACAGGGAUUCCAGAAACUAUGUUGGUGGAGUGUACAAUGGAUGAUCCAGCCGCAAAGUUUGUCACUCGUGAUGGUCGUUUAGUGAAGAGACGAUUGGAUAAUGCGAGUUUCACUGGUGUGGUGACCACAGUAACAGAUGUAGUGGAUGUGGUGAAGGAAAAUAAUGGGGAGGAUGAGAGAAAUGAAAAAAAAGAAGGAGAGGAAGAAACGGCGAAUACUACAACUAAUAAUAAUACUACCGCAACACAGACAAAGUUAUUAUGUGGUUGGGAUAAAGUAUUGGCAAAAAAUGCGAUGAAAACCCCUUGUUGUGGUACUCUCUUGUGUGGAAGUUGUUUUACUGAGAAAGUAGAAGAAAUGAUUAGUUGUGAUGAUCCGGAUGUAGACCCGUUACUGUGUCCUGGCUGCAGUAAACCACUAAGUGUACCAGAUGUUACAGAGGCAGUGGAGGAACGAAAACUUAUUGAAGCCCUUCUUGCAGGAAAGUAA